Messenger RNA from Ogataea philodendri, 396 nucleotides. RefSeq lists its product as uncharacterized. The record is from RefSeq and is a predicted model, not a curated record. The transcript has a single exon. The coding region runs from base 1 to 396 and encodes 131 amino acids. NCBI's taxonomy places the organism in Eukaryota, Fungi, Ascomycota, Pichiomycetes, Pichiales, Pichiaceae.
AUGUCGAAUCCCAUAAAGUUGUUCAGCAGUUCAGUGAGGUACUCAAUCUGGUUCUCAGCGGGCGCAAUCACAUGGGUGAUUCCUCUGACAGAUUGGUUUUUUUGGUCAAAGUACUUCACAAACAGCAUGACUUUAUCAGAUGCAUCAGAAACAGACUCGAACUUAGGAACGCUGUACUCUGAAGUGACAAUCUCGACAAUCUUUUUGAAUCUGUCCUCAAAUGGCUCCAAACUGUCCAAGUCGGAAGGAACUUUGUGUUUGGACUUGAGCUCAAAGAAUCCGUUGGACAGAUACUUCAACUCCUUGGCUGCUUCUUCAAGGUAUAAAAUCAGCUGGGAGCUCUGGUUUGUCUUCUUGCGUUUGGACGUAAGCGACUCCGUGUGCUUCACUAUUUGA